This is a messenger RNA of Mycena citricolor, 207 nucleotides long. Lineage: Eukaryota; Fungi; Basidiomycota; Agaricomycetes; Agaricales; Mycenaceae. The record is from the annotation of a GenBank genome assembly.
CGACGCAGACCUGGCAGCUUUUCCCAAUAUCGUUCAAAAGUUGAAGCCAAAAUCAAAUGUGCACCGAUAGUCAGCACCAAUCAUCCGCGCACAAUCGGUGAAGAAUGUGCAGCUAUAACGAGUCUGGGAACAGCUGGCGAUUGCAGCGCAGUUUCCAUAAUUUCCAAACGAAUUUGUGAAAGCUCACUUGCGCCGGAUGAGUGUCGA